This is a messenger RNA of Aspergillus wentii DTO 134E9, 1017 nucleotides long. RefSeq names its product DUF2461 domain-containing protein. The coding region runs from base 1 to 1017 and encodes 338 amino acids. The transcript has 5 exons. Lineage: Eukaryota; Fungi; Ascomycota; Eurotiomycetes; Eurotiales; Aspergillaceae. The record is from RefSeq and is a predicted model, not a curated record.
AUGCCGUGCCGCAAGCGCCGCGCAGCGUCGCCAGUUGGGAAGAAAACUGCAAAGAUCCACAGAAAUGACAGUGCCGGAGCUGUCAAUGGCCGUGGGAAUUACGAAGACGGAUUCGAAGACAGCGAUGAUAACGACGACGACGAUUACCAGCCCGACGCGGAUCAAGAUGAAAGCGAAAGAAACGACUCUACUCCCGAGGAAGACUCGGAAGAGGCGGAUGAUCCUCCAAGAAAAAUCACCGUUAUCCCUUACAAGGAGUUGCGCCCGCUUGACGGUGUUGAGUACUCUGACACCAGAGUACACCGAAACACUCUCCUAUAUCUGAACGAUCUCCGGACCAACAACAAUCGCGCUUGGUUCAAGAGCCACGACAGGGAAUUCAAACGAGCCAUGAAAGACUGGGAGUCAUUUGUGGCAACGCUGACGCCGAAGAUCAUUGCCUUUGACUCCACAGUCCCUGAGCUGCCACCUCGCGACAUCAUCUUCCGCAUAUAUCGAGACGUUCGCUUCAGCAGGGACCAAAGACCAUACAAAUCUCACUUUUCCGCUGCGUUUUCCCGCACCGGGAGAAGGAGACCAUUUGCCUGCUAUUAUCUCCACCUUGAUCCUGGGUCAUCGUAUGUUGGUGGUGGCCUCUGGGCCCCUGAGCCACCGACCAUCCAGCUUCUGCGCCAGAGCAUUGACGAGAGACCGGAGGAAUGGCGUCGAGUGUUGAGCUCGGAACCAUUCACGAGCAUGUUUCUGCCGACUGCGCAGGAGGGAACGGAAGCCGCCGUGAAAGCAUUUGCUGAUGUCAAUCAGGAGGGGGCGCUGAAGACACAGCCAAAGGGUUAUAACGCAGACCAUCGGGAUGUCCAGCUGUUGAGGUUACGAAAUUACCAUGUUUCCAAACCAGUGGAUGAUGAGAUCUUUACGGCUGAAGACGGUCAAGAGAAGAUAAUUCAUCUCAUCAGCAUUCUUCAACCAUUUGUCACCUUCCUCAAUGCCAUCAUAAUGCCAGAUGAGGACGGAUUCUAA